AUAGGUAGGUGUUGAAGUGGAGCCGAGUGCAGCAGGAUCUAAGAGCUAAGGUGUGCUUUGGGCUGAAAAUCAUAACAGAAAACUUUAAUGGUUGAAGAUGGAGACUAGUGUGAUAUCAAGAAGAAGCUGUGCCAGAUCAGUGCUGAAGUUUAAGAAUACUUUCAUUCUUGUUUUCACUCCUCCAUUGGUGGCUGUAUUGAUCUUCCCCUUCACAUGUGCUGGGCCGGGGAAUACUGCAGGUACUAAUAGCACACAGCAGUCAUGUCUACCUCAGAGGGCUGGGAGAUGUGCCUUUGGUGUUUUGGUUAUGGCGGUGUACUGGAUGACAGAGGUGCUGCCCCUUGCUGCCACAGCUUUGAUGCCUGUUGUCCUCUUCCCAAUACUGGGAGUGCUGGGCUCAAAAGAUCUGUGCAAAAAUUAUCUCAAGGACACCAACAUGCUGUUUGUAGGAGGGCUGAUGGUGGCUGUGGCUGUAGAACACUGGAACCUUCAUAAAAGAAUUGCACUGAGAGUGCUGUUGCUAGUAGGAUCCAAACCUAAAUGGUAUGUGUACAUAUGA
Lingula anatina is the source of this 559-nucleotide messenger RNA. Its product is annotated as Na(+)/citrate cotransporter. NCBI's taxonomy places the organism in Eukaryota, Metazoa, Brachiopoda, Lingulata, Lingulida, Lingulidae. Gene Ontology annotation, cellular component: plasma membrane. Gene Ontology annotation, biological process: transmembrane transport. Gene Ontology annotation, molecular function: transmembrane transporter activity. The record is from RefSeq and is a predicted model, not a curated record.